CACACACACACAAACACAUUUAAAGUGAUCAUGAAGGAGGGAGGUGUCUGUUUAAAGCUUGCUACAGUUGCGAACUGAUGUCUCGGACUAUGACAAACAGCAACUCCCCCAUAUUUCAACUCUGACCUCAAGGAUUUGCAGAGAAAUAGUGAGAGAGGGAGAGAGGGAAAGACAGAGAGUAGCAAAAGGAGGUGGGUUAAAAGACUUAUUGUUCCAGUCAGGCAGUGGGGGUUCUUCUAGUUGAGAGACAGUCUUGGUAAGCCUCAGUAAAGCCAUUGGCGAGACAGCCCAGAGCAACACUGUCCGGGGAAUCUAUGCUUAUUUGCAUCUGUACUCUUCUGAAGGAAAUGUGAGGUAGCUGAAGAGAAAAGACAAGAAAAAAAGAAAGAAGAAAUACAAUUUACUCUCUGUGUAGGCACACAGAGAAGCCAGCUGCACGCAUAGAAGUCAGACCAGCGCAUUAAGCAAAGCACCGAAGAAAGAAAAAGGAGAAGAUAAAGAGAAGAAAAAAAGAAGAACAGAGAGAAAAUCAAGCAAGGAGCAAGAUCCAAGAGUCAAGCUGCAGCCAGCCGGAGCCAGUGGAAUGGACCUAGGUGCCAGUUGGAUUAAUCCCCGCGUACCCACAGUGCUGUCUGAGGAGGAGGGCUGAGGAUCUCCUACAACGACAACCAACUCCUGAAUGAGGAUGAAUGGAGAUGUUCUUUAGCUAAGCCUCAAGACAACACUCUUGCCAAUUCCACCUCUGUGUGAGCUGGGACAACACUCGCAAACAGCUGGAGGAGGAGGAGGCGGCGGCGGUGGUGGAGGAGGUGGAGAGGAACCAGGGGCCCCAGAGCACUGCUGGUGCUACUGCCCCAGAGGAGAGACCAGCGAGCGGGCAGGACUUUGAGGAAGAGCAGGGGUCGGAGGAGGGACACGAGGGAGGAGGAGAGGUGGCGGGCAGCGGGCGGCGCAUGGCCGUGCAGAGGCUAGUGGCAGCGGCGGUGGCGGUAGCCCUGCUCUCCCUAGUCCUAAACAAUGUUGCAGCCUUCACCCCCAGCUGGGUCCUGCAGGCUCUUGAGGAUGGACGCAAGCGGAGUGUGGGACUAUGGAGGAUGUGCCCCGCUGGAGGGGAAAGGGGCCGCGACGAUCUCCAGGCUGGGAGAAGGGGCCAAGGGACACAGAGGCAGUGUGAAAGCCUGGGAUGGGGAUCUGAGUAUGCAGGCUACCAAGAAUCCCGCAGCACUGUCAAAUUGCAGUUUGACAUGAUGCGAGCAUGUAACCUGAUGGCGACAGUGGCCCUGACUGCCGGUCAGCUGAUCUUCCUUCUUGGCCUAAUGGAGCUGCCCUUCAUCACACAGGAAUCCCAGUGGUGGGAGGAGGCCAUUGCUGCACUCUUCCAGCUAGCCAGUUUCGUGCUGGUGAUUGGACUUGUGACAUUCUACAGGAUUGGGCCCUACACACACCUGUCCUACUCCUGCUACUUGGACAUAGCUGCUUGCCUGCUGGCCACGAUGGCUGCGGCCAUGCUCAUCUGGAACAUUUUACAUCGCCGUGAUGACUGCCUUGCACCUCGAGUUAUAAUCAUCAGUCGCUCACUGGCGUCACCCUUCCACCCACGUCUGGACAAUGACUAUGUGGAGUCCCCUUGUUGAGCCACUAAGGAGUUAAGACUACACUGACAGGACUGUCAACUAUUCAUGUUUUAUUCCGGCUCAGAUCCUCCAGUGUGACUCCCAAGAGAAGAGGACAUUCCUGUGGCUCUAAAACAGCUGGACUAACAUGUACCUGCUAUUAUAAAACUCUAUAUUUCACAACUUCUCCCACCAUAAACAAAAAUAUCAGAAUUAUUUUGCUGCUUAGUGCACAAAAGUCACAGAUUUAACUAAAAUGUAUGUAUAAAGCAGCCCUAAACUCCCAAACAUAUUAAAUAGUAUAUGAUAUUUCAUGUAUUCAUGCUUGGGUGAGCUAAGUGGUAGCUAAAUAUGGAAUUUGGACUAGGAUUGUCUGAUAUGAAACCUCCUACUUAUGAAAAGAUCAAGCUGGAACUUGACCUAUUUUGUUAUAUGUGCACUUAUUAAAUGGCCUCCUGCAUAAUUAUAAAUUGGACAUUUUGAAAGAGACCAGAAUACCUCAUAUUUGUUUUCAUCCAUUUAAAGUUUAUUACAAUUUUUAAUACAUAUUAAUAUUAAUGAUAUAUGUUGCAAGUAAGUAGGUAAACUAACAAGGUAAAAAGCGGAGGUAUUACUCAACCUCAGCAAACUUUUUGAUUGGGCUUACCCAAAUCAGUGACAAUAUCUAAACAACCAGUGAGACAGUUUGAUCAAAUAAAUGCAUACCUACUGAAAGAUAUGAGGGAAUAUUCUACUAUUCUCUAAUUCAUUUCCACAUGAAUAUUUUUCCAUUGACAAAGGGAAAAUAAAAAAAAAGAUAAAUGCCAAUUAAUGUAUGUGAAUUGAUUUGGAUUAGCAGUAUUUUUUUAAAUUGAUGAUAACAAAUGUUUUGGCCAUGUACUGCAUUUUGAAAUGACACACAUUUAAAUACUUAAGUUCAUUUUUUGUGAUGCUUUCCAUAUGAAACUCUGCUCGCUUGUGGUACAUAAUGUAUACUUAAAUUAAUAUAAUAUAGUUGUAUAAAGAAUAGUGCUAUUAUUAGUAGUAGUGUUAUUGUGACCAUAUCAUACUUCUGCAAAAAAAAAAAAAAAAACUCCAGGCUGUCUGUGGGUCUUCCACACUGCCAAACUCCUAUGUUUUAAAAUAAUAAUAUAUCAUUUAAAUUCAAUAAAUUUAUUGGUUAAUAUUCAAACACA
Morone saxatilis (striped sea-bass) is the source of this 2788-nucleotide messenger RNA. It is a transcript of the gene tmem204, whose product is annotated as transmembrane protein 204. The record is from RefSeq and is a predicted model, not a curated record. The transcript is spliced from 3 exons. Bases 954 to 1634 code for a protein of 226 amino acids. Lineage: Eukaryota; Metazoa; Chordata; Actinopteri; Moronidae.